AUGUGGCGCCAUCAUGUAUCUUUUGAAGGGUCCUCAAGCUGGCACCUUUACCAGUCAGCCUGCAGCAAAACAAUGGCAGCAAAAGAUGAAGUCACUCUUCAUCAGUAAGAGCUCAAGCUUCUCAUGCCGUGGCGUGAUUACUGGUGACCCAUACAUUCCUGUCAAUGUAGUAGGAGUGCCUGAUGAAGUAGCAAGAAGAAUGUCAGUACAAGAGCGUGUCACAGACCACAACAUCGCUUGGCUGCAAGGCAUGAUGGAUAAAGGACUGUGCCUGACAUAUGAAGAUGCUAAUUCCCUCACAUACUCCUUGGAUGUGGGGAAAGCGAAUAAGAAACAGACCAUAUUGAAGGUUGGUGAAACUGUCAGCAGAAGAACUCUAGAUGGAGAUAUCGUAUUUAUCAACAGACCACCAAGUACUGACAAGCACUCGGUCCAAGCAAUGUAUGUCCAUGUACACACUGAUCACACCAUCAAGAUCAAUCCGCUCAUUUGUGGCCCACUUGGAGCAGAUUUCGACGGUGACUGUGUCCACAUCUUCUUCACACGGUCAUUUUCAGCAAGGGCUGAAGCUACAGAGCUCUUCGCUGUGGAGAAGCAGCUUCUGUGCUCCCACAACGGGAAGUUCAAUUUUCAGCUUAAGAAUGAUUGCUUACUAGCUGUAAAGAAAAUUUCUGAUGGAAAGUAUUCCAGAAGGGAGGCCAGCCAACUUAGAAAUGCAAUGUUCGCGGCAGGAAUGACUCCCCAGAAGAAACUACCAGACGUACCGAACUGGACUUUCAGUCAGAUUCUAGAGACGUUACUGCCAGAGGAAGCCAACGGGCUAGUCAGAGACUUGGUUACUGGCACUGUCACAAUCUCAUCAGUUCUAUCUAUGAAGAAUCCAAGGGAGGCCAUAGAAUUUCUGAAUCUUCUGCAGCCCCUACUAAUGGAAUCACUAUUUGCUGAUGGUUUCAGCAUGAGCCUGACAGACUUCAAUGUCCAAAAUCCAAUACUGAAGACAACUCAGAACAGGUCACUUGAGCUCGACAAGUUCCGAAAUCCAAUUGUGGACUUCAUUGCUUCUUUUUCUGACCUUCGUUUUCUGGUUGAUCCACAAAGUGAUUCUGCCAUGAACAAAGUAGUGGAGCAGAUUGGUUUCUUGGGUCGUCAGCUUCAGUGCAAUGGAAGACUGUACUCUAGAAGCUUAGUGGAGGAUUGCUUAUCCAACCGUCCCAGCAGCACUAAUGAUUGCCACCCUUUGGAGGCACAUGGUUUUGUUAGGAGCUCAUUUUACCAUGGACUGAACCCAUAUGAGGACCUACUCCAUUCAAUAUCUGUAAGGGAGAAGAUAAUACGCGCAUCUAAAGGACUUGUGGAGCCAGGCAGUCUUUUCAAGAACCUGAUGGCAAUACUCCGAGAUGUCGUAGCAUGCUAUGAUGGAACCAUAAGAUAUUCGUGUGGAAAUUCAGUUGUCAAGUUUGACUCGCCAAAUUCAUCAAGUUCUGUGAUACCAGGAGAUCCUGUUGGUAUCUUGGCUGCCACUGCAGUUGCAAAUGCUGCGUACAAGGCAGUGUUAGAUCCAAAUCAGAACAACAUGACCUCAUGGGACUCAAUGAAGGAAAAGCCCGAUGCUGAACAGAAGGGUGAAUUGGCAUUGGAAAUCAUAGUAGAAAAAGCCUCAAUUGGAGAGAAUGGUGAUGCCUGGGGAACAGCAAUGGACGCAUGCAUCCCUGUGAUGGAUCUGAUCGACACUUCCAGGUCUGUCCCUUACAGCAUCCAACAAGUUCGGCAACACCUUUCCAAGGCAGUUGGAAUGAUAACAAAAUCAGUUUUUGAGGAGCACCUGACAACUGUUGCAAGCAGCAUGACCUGCACUGGUAACUUGCACGGUUUCAACAUCUAUGGUUACAAGGCCACAUUCAAGUCCCUUAAGGUUCAGGCACCCUUUAUGAAAGCUACACUCUCUAGACCAAUCCAAUGCUUUGAGGAGGGUGCUGGGAAGUUCUACUCUGAUCAGCUGGAUACUGUGGUGUCCACCUGCUCUUGGGGCAAGCGUGCACCAAUUGGAACUGGUUCAGCCUUCGAAAUCCAAUUGAAUGAUGGGAAACUGUCAGCGGGAAAUGGGAACCUCGGUGGGUAUAACUUAUAUGAAUUCCUCGCAGCAGUAGAAACAACAGGAGUCACUGAAGACUUGGCAAUUGUCCCCCAUGAUUCCUGCUUGUAUGAUGUUGACAACCUUCAACAGGAUGAACUUGAAGAGGAUGAGAUGUUAUGUAUGGGAGGAAACACUCCAAUCUCUUGGACAGACAAACCAAAAGCUGAUUUUCUGCUGCAUGAUCUUCAGGGUAGGAGAACUGGACGAGAACAAAAUACAAGGCAAACUAAUAAUAACUGGAGCUCAGUUGGAAACUGGCAAACUUAUCAGAGAAGGCAACCUAAGAGUAGCUGGAGCUCAGAUUCAACACAGCAAGAUGGUAAUCAGAAUUGGAACAACACUGGAGCAAAUUUUACAGGACCGCAAAGUUUUGCCAUUACAGAAGCAUCUAGCGAUGGUGGAUGGAACAGGAAGACUGGUAAUCUUGGUCGAGGUGGUGGUAGAGGAGCAGUCUGGAACUCAGAGGGACCACGACAUGGAGGUAGUAACAGCAGGUGGAAAGCCCAGAGAGCAAAUACCACAGAUGCACCGAACUUUGCCUUUUCAGGACCGUCUAACUCUGGUGGAUGGAACACGAAUCCUGGUAAUCUUGGUCCAGGUUGUGGUAGAGGAGCAGCAUGGAAAUCAAAUGGAUCACGUCGUGGAGGUAGCAACAGUAAGAAAGGGAAAGGCCAGAAGAACAGCAGUGCUGGACAAGGAGUUCGUGCUAAUUUUACUCUGGUGGAGCAGCAGAUACACGCUCAAAUCGAUCCCAUCAUGAAAGAAGUACAGAGGGUAAUCCGUGAAUCAAGGUAUAGUUUCUAGCUCAACGCAACUAAAAAAAAGUACAAGUACUGAAAACUAGCUACAAUUCUACAGGGACUAAGCUGGUAGAUAGUUGAUAAGAUGAAA
Brachypodium distachyon (stiff brome) is the source of this 3025-nucleotide messenger RNA. Its product is annotated as DNA-directed RNA polymerase V subunit 1. The coding region runs from base 14 to 2938 and encodes 974 amino acids. The transcript is spliced from 6 exons. NCBI's taxonomy places the organism in Eukaryota, Viridiplantae, Streptophyta, Magnoliopsida, Poales, Poaceae. Gene Ontology annotation, biological process: DNA-templated transcription. The record is from RefSeq and is a predicted model, not a curated record. Gene Ontology annotation, cellular component: RNA polymerase II, core complex. Gene Ontology annotation, molecular function: DNA binding.